This is a messenger RNA of Pelobates cultripes (western spadefoot toad), 449 nucleotides long. The record is from the annotation of a GenBank genome assembly. Lineage: Eukaryota; Metazoa; Chordata; Amphibia; Anura; Pelobatidae.
GCACCAAGAUGGCCGACCAACAGCUACUCGACAUAACCACCAAGCAGCGCACAAGUGAGUCUGGCUGUUACCUCGUGGCGGAGAACUGCUGCGGCUCCCUCACCAAGCCAUACGCCCAACAGGUGACAUCCAUACUAAAGGCGGAGGUGAGUGCGGAGAUAGAGGGAGCGGGGGAAGAACAAGACCUCCCUGGGCACUCUUUCUCAGGCAACGAUGCUGGCACACAUAAUGGGCCCACCUGGGCUGAAGACCGCCGAGGAUGGAAUCCCAGAGCACCGACCGCCUAUGCUGGAAAUACGACGCCACAAGCGGCGAUCAACAACCAGGACCCACAGCAGCCACCCACAGGGGAAGAACUCUGCCUCCCACGUGAGUUGCAGGCCUUCACGCAAGCCCGUGGCUACAGGGAGGACUUGACAAGACCCUGCCCCGCGUCCCCGCGCACCUGA